This is a messenger RNA of Aphis gossypii (cotton aphid), 1396 nucleotides long. RefSeq lists its product as uncharacterized. The transcript is spliced from 9 exons. Gene Ontology annotation, biological process: cilium assembly; cilium movement. The record is from RefSeq and is a predicted model, not a curated record. Gene Ontology annotation, cellular component: cilium. The coding region runs from base 68 to 1366 and encodes 432 amino acids. NCBI's taxonomy places the organism in Eukaryota, Metazoa, Arthropoda, Insecta, Hemiptera, Aphididae.
UAGACAACUUAGGUAUUCAAAGUUAAUACAACGUUAAAUAGCAUUCAGUUUUUCGUGAUCCAGAACAAUGAAUAAUAUUCAAACUAAUUGUGUAGAACAGGUAACCAAUGGAUCGAUUUGUGUCAGUCCAAAUAAAUGUAUUAUACAUUUCAAGCCUGGUCAUACGUAUAUGGAAACGAUAAAAUUAUUAAACAUGACUGAUUUGACACAAAUCAUUGAAAUAAAGCCUUUGGAAUGUAAACUAUUCAAAUUUCCCUAUUUAACUACCGUAUCUAUUCUUCCCAGUAGAACUUGGAAUUUACAGUUUACUUUUAUGACUUAUUUAAAUCGGGAGUUCAAAAGUUAUUUGAAUUUAAAAAAUCCUACUGGUCAAGGAAACUUUACUAUAGAAUUAAGAGCUAUACCAAAAGUGCAUUCUUGUUUACCCAAGAUCAUGGAUUUUGGAAACGUGGAUAUAGGAAUGAGUGUUACGAGAAAGUUGAGUCUGGCUCCUAAAUCAAAACCUUAUCAGUUUCGCAUAUUUAUCCCACAUGGUUUAGAGAGCUUAUGCGUAAAUCCAACUUGUGGUGAAGUAUUUUGUGAUUAUCCAAAAAACGUCACAGUCGUUUACACGCCUCAAUCGUAUAUUACUUUGUGUAUUGAUUUAAUACUGUACCUUACGGGAUUUAAUCAAAAACCACAAGUUAUUACUCUGACGGCGGUUACAAAACCUAAGCCUUUCUGUGUCACAAGUAUGAAUAUGGAUAUAGCAAUACCAAAAAAAAAAUAUUUACGUUCAUUACCUAAAACACAUCAUUCAGAUAAGGUAGAAAAUGAUAUUAUGGUUUAUAACCGGCUGACUCUGCAUAAAAUGUUAAAGAAUAAAUGCUCAAAUUUGGAUGUUGAGUCGUAUAAAUGGCUUAAUCCUCUUGGUGAGUUGGACGAAGUGUAUCGAGAUUUGUACUUACAGAACUAUAAGGAUUUUAUGAUAAAAGUAAAACAUUUCAGCGAUAAACAUAACAAAGCUCACUUUAAUACAUUUCGGAAUGAACUAAACACCAACGAAGAACAGCAAAAAUCUGUUUAUGACAAGCGAAUUACUGAAUUGAACACUUAUAAUAAUAAAUUGUAUUCAUAUGAAGACAUAUUACUUCAUGGCCAAAUUGAACCGUCAGGACUUCGUGAAAGAAGCAUUCGAACAAAUUAUAUUGAUACAAGUGAUUACGAUUUUGAUCCGAAUCCUGAUGACAACUGGUUUAUACGAUUUCAAAUGUAUAACAAAUUCAUCAACGCAGCCAAAAUAAUAAUUAUUAAAAAUCGUUUAGAAAAGAGACUAAAUAAUUUCAAAGCAUUAAUAGCUAAUAACAUAAUAGAUAAUAUGUCAUGACUCAAAAAACCAUAUUGAAUAAAUAUUGAU